AUGCCGUUGUCAAGUUUGAGAGAUAACAAGAACGAGGACUAUCGUUCGGGUGAGUUUGGUUUGGUGGGUGCCGAGCAAGGAGACGAGACGGCGUAUGAUACUCGUCGUCCACCGGCGGUCGAUGACUCUGCUGCUCCCCGCAUUGAAUUCCCCCAAGACAAGAUAUAUGGAAGAGACGAAGAAUUCGCGACGCUACGAGGACUCUAUGACGAUGCCAGCGAUGGUGAUGGUCCUGAAGUGGUGUUUCUUUCGGGUUACUCGGGAUCGGGCAAGACACGGCUCGUCAACGAAGCAUUUGGCAAGACGCCGGUGUUUAUCCAAGGGAAAUACGAGGAGUUGCAGACCGAUGAUGUCUAUAUGGGCAUUGUGGAAGCGUUUGGACGGUGGUAUGAGUCUCUGAAAUCGGAGUCCAGAAAAGAAUUUUUGGUGCAUUUGGAAGAAGCCGUGGGAGAUGACAUUGCGGUGGUGGAGGAACUCAUUCCCGGCAUGAUGGAUUGCGGUAGUAGUGUGGGCUCUCGAUCGUCCAGUGCCAUGCUCCUAGGCCAAAUCGACGUUAGUACACUCAACAAGAAUCGAGUCCAUUUCGUCUUGACGUGUUUUCUCAAGGCCAUUGGAUCUUCCGUUUCGAGCGAGGGAGCCUUUGUGUUGUUUCUCGAUGAUCUGCAGUGGGCUCAAACAGAAUCGCUCGAGCUACUCCGCGCCAUUUUGACAGACUCCACCAUCAACAAUUUUCUUUUUGUGGGCGGCUACCGAUCCCAAGAGGUCCUGCAGAAUCAUCCGCUCGCAGAAAUGAUGGAUGAAAUGGAUAUGCACCUGGCCGACUAUGAAACACUAGAGCUCAAGGACUUAAACAGACAACACCUCAAUGCGUUCAUUGCGGAUACGCUCAACUUGACACCGGACCAGGUUCAACCAUUAACGGACGCCAUCUUCUCCAAGACAUUUGGAAAUAUCUUUUUCACAAUGCAAGCGCUCGAACAACUCGUUCGCAAAAAUGCACUCUAUUACGAUAUGACCGUCUUUCAAUGGCAAUGGGUCGACAACCUAACCUCGCAACACCUGGACGAACUACUUUCCAACGAUGUCGUCGCCAUGAUCAAGUCCAAAAUGGAAGAAGAUUUGUCCCCACAACUACAUAAAGUACUCAUUGUGGCAGCCAACCUAUCUCGAAACACCUUUGAUUUCAAAACGUUGGCGGCGGCAGCGGAUACUACCGUUUAUGGUCCCAGAAUUCAGAGUCAUGCCCUGCAAAAAUUGCUCGAUGAUGCCGUGGCGGAAGGAUUGCUGUUUUGCAGUAGUACCAACAAUCCACAAGAAGAAGACCCGACAACCUACAAGUACACAUUUUAUCACGAUCGGAUACGCGAGGCUGCCGGAUCGUUGGUCGUGGGGGAAUCGCGAGAACAACUCUUGUUUCACAUUGGGAAAGUCUUGGCGGAACGGGCAGUGAACAAAGAUCAAGGAGCGGAAGAGUGGAUGCUGUUUGGGGCAGCCCAUCACCUCAACGCCGCACCAACGCGUUGUCAUCCGACAACCAAUGAUUGGAAAUUGACCAUGGCCAAGUUGAAUUUGGAGACCGCCAGGGCAUCCAUGGCAAUGGCAGCCUUCCAAAAGGCAGCCAACUAUACCGAACACGGCAUGGCAUUUCUACCAUCCUCCAAUGAGUCAUCCUGGAAUUCCGCCGAGAGUCAUGAUUUAUGUUUCGACCUGUAUUCGACCGCAGCGGAAGCUUGCCGGCUGACGGGCGAUAUUGCAAAAAUGCAACAGUACUCCAAUAACCUUCUUCAGAACGCACAAGCAAAGGACGACGACAAGUUGUUCAAAGUGCGCUACAAUUUGGCAGUGGGGCUCUUUUAUGGAGCGGAACAACACCAGGAAUCCCUGGCAAUCAUGUUGGAUCUCCUCAGCAAUUUGAAUUGUCGAUUUCCAAAAGGCACCGUGUCAUGCGUGUCAAAAACCAUUGGGCACUUGGUCAGUCUUCCGUUUGCCAAAGGAAAACGAACCAACAAAGAGCUGGAGAAAGUGGAGUUUAUGGAGCGUCAGGAAACGUUCAAAUGUAUGAUGAUCCUGGAUAAGCUCUUUGAGCUUUGCUACCUGAUGAAAAAGGAGGACCUUCUUCCCCUCGUCAUCUUUCGCGCACAUGAGUACACCCUCAAGUAUGGGCUCUGUAUUUACUCCCCAAAGCUAUUCGCCGCGAUCUCCUUAUUCUUUUCGGAAGCCCUGAAUGACUUGAAAGGGGCAGCAGUGUAUGCAAACUAUGCGCUGGCACUCAUGAGGAAGGUGAACCACCGUCCCAUUGAGUGCGGGACAUUGAUGAUCGCUUAUUUCUUUGGACUGCAUUGGACCGUUCCCGUGAAAGACUGCAUCGAGCCCAUGAGGCACGCCUAUACGAUUGGCACAAAGACAGGGGAACUGGAAAAUCCCAUGUGGUGUAUCUUCAAUGUCUUUCUUUUCUCAUUCCAAGCUGGCGUGUCGCUGAGCAAAAUUGAAGCGUCGAUUGUUCAACACUUACCGGAAAUGGAGGCGAAGAGCCUCAAAAUGAUUGUUUACUGUGCGACAUCAUUUUUGAAUCUGACUCUGACCCUUAUGGGGCGCUCCACUAAUGUUGAAAAUGGCACAGAAACUGACGAGGCGAUGUCCGAGGUCCCGGUUGCCAUUCUGAUCGCUGCGGCAGGGACAAGAAUUAAGCAAGGAUACUUUGGAGACUACGAAAGCUGCGCCGAAUCUGGAUUGAAAGCUGGAAGUGACGUGCGCAAGGCAUCCCCAGGGGGGCCAAUUCCUGUUAUGGACAUGUGUGUGUGCGCCUUGUCGUGUUAUAUUAUGGCACAACGUACCGGCAAAUCCAAGUACACACGAGAGGCAAAGAGCAUUCACAAAACGUUCAAGGGAUGGGCCAAACAAGGUAAUCCAAACAUUAUGCACUGGACUCUCCUGCUGGAUGCGGAAUCGGCGGCUCUGAGCGGGAAAAAGAAGAAGAAGGUGGUGAUCGAAAAAUAUGAAUCGGCAAUCUCAUUGGCCAAGGAAGGAGGCUACUUGCAUGAUGCUGCUAUAGGCUCUGAGCGAUUGGGCGAGUUCAUGCUUGAAGUUCUUUCUGAGGAGCAGGAAGCCGCAGUGGUCUUGAAACAAUCUCUGAGACUAUGGCAGGAUUGGGGUGCACGGGGCAAAGCUGAUAGGAUGAUUGAGAAAUACCCACAGAUAUUGCAGCAACCAGAAGAAGCUAAGAAGAACUAGCAAAGUUGACGGGAACCCAAGAGCGAUGAAGCACAAAGCAAAGUUCAAGACGCGUACAAGUUCGAAGUUCAAGGACACGGUGUGCCAAUUCCGAGUCCAUAAUGAGCACAAGAGUGCCAACAAUUACUCACAGACCGAAAUUCUGCAGUGGCGCAGAGUAGAGAUUGGUCUCUGCUGUCAGUCGAAUGGCUCUUUUCAAGGUCUUCUCUUCGCCUAUCCCCACCGACGUUGUGUCCCAAGCUCACACGAAAACGAAGUCAACACAGAAUUGAAGUGCUCGAUGCCUUGCCUUAUAAACCACUGCAGGGGGUUUGCUCCACAGUAGCAACAACAAUGACCAACAUCAAACAAACUAACGCGGCUCUUUCCGCAUAGCUACAGAUUCCAGAAUUCCGAGGUUUCGACUUUAAAUUUUAAAAGUGCCACGCAGGCCCCUCUUUUGCUG
This is a messenger RNA of Seminavis robusta, 3676 nucleotides long. The record is from the annotation of a GenBank genome assembly. NCBI's taxonomy places the organism in Eukaryota, Bacillariophyta, Bacillariophyceae, Naviculales, Naviculaceae.